Messenger RNA from Orbilia oligospora ATCC 24927, 1434 nucleotides. RefSeq lists its product as uncharacterized. The transcript has a single exon. The coding region runs from base 1 to 1434 and encodes 477 amino acids. The record is from RefSeq and is a predicted model, not a curated record. Lineage: Eukaryota; Fungi; Ascomycota; Orbiliomycetes; Orbiliales; Orbiliaceae.
AUGCUUCAGCCAGUUGCUCCCGAACCUAUCUUUGAAAUGAAUGAAAGCGAAUAUCUAGACGACUUUGCCCUAGAUAUCUUUGGUCAACAGGGUACGCCGGUCUACACCCAGAUAUGCAUGAUCUAUUCCCUUCCAGACGAAUCACCAAUAUGGUACUCCAGUACAGAUAUCAUAGAUGUCUUGCACGCAGGGCUUGAACGGCUUUCUGCCAGUUUCCCUUGGGUCGCUGGACAAGUUUGCAAUGACUAUGUUGCGACUGGGAACUCUGGUAUCUAUAAGAUCAAGUACCUGGACGAGGUGCCCAGGUUGACAGUCAAAGACCUUCGCGGCAAUUCAGGGUUCCCGACCAUGGAGGAAUUGAGGAAAGGGGGAUAUCCGUUCAGGUUCUUGGAUGAAUCGGUGAUUUGUCCACAUAAUACUCUGAUAUUACCCCGGACCGAGCUGCUCCCCGUGUGCCUUGUUCAAGUGUCGUUUAUCGAAGGAGGCUUGAUAUUUACAUUUUUGGGACACCAUGCGGUUAUGGACGGGAUUGGCCAAGGCGUUAUUAUGAAGCUUUUGGAUAAAGCUUGUCGGAAGGAACAGUUUACGGAUGAUGAAAUUAUGAUUGGAAAUGCACCGAGGAAAGAUAUUAUCCCGUUGUUAGACGAUGCCAUUGAAGUUGGACCGGAGUUAAGUCAUCAACUGUUCUCAUCUUUGGCGUCUGCACCACCCCCACCGCCUCCACCAGUCGCCAAGGGUGCGAAGCCAUCGGGGCCACCUAAGGUGUUUUGGGCGUACUUUGUUUUCAGCGGAAAGGCGUUGGAGGAGUUGAAGAGCUUGGCGUCGGAAUCGCUUACUGGAGGUUAUACCUCAACCGACGAUUGUUUGACGGCUUUCAUCUGGCGGUCAGUUACACGAGCAAGACUUCAUCGGUUAAGGCCUUCCGAUAAGGUCACUCUCGCUAGAGCUAUCAAUGUUCGAUCGUUUCUUAGUCUUCCGCUCAACUACCCCGGCCUGGCGACGAACAUGACAUACCACAAUUCCACAACCGAACAACUCACGGGUCACGACUUAGGCAGCAUCGCCACCAACCUUCGUGCUGAGAUUGACCCAAAGACAUCGAAUUUGACGCAUAUGACUAAAGCGUUUGCUACGUAUCUCGAUAGAGCGGAAGAUAAGACCUCUAUAAACUUAACCGCGACGCUGGAUUUUUCGAAGGACAUCGCGUUAAGCUCUUGGGCGAAGUUGGACACUUAUGAUUUGGAUUUUGGGUUCGGAGUUGGGAAACCGAAGGCCGUGAGGAGGCCGCAAUUUACACCAAUGGAAGGGUUGAUGUACUUGAUGCCCAGAAGCAGCGAUGGGGAAAUUGCAUUGGCAUUAUGUUUGAGAGAGGAGGAUAUGGAGAGGUUGAAGAGUGAUGAAGAAUUUGUGAGAUAUGGAAAGUAUGUGGUGUAA